This is a messenger RNA of Rhipicephalus sanguineus (brown dog tick), 4664 nucleotides long. Its product is annotated as doublesex- and mab-3-related transcription factor A2-like. Gene Ontology annotation, molecular function: ubiquitin binding; DNA-binding transcription factor activity, RNA polymerase II-specific; RNA polymerase II cis-regulatory region sequence-specific DNA binding. The coding region runs from base 1 to 1122 and encodes 373 amino acids. The transcript has 3 exons. NCBI's taxonomy places the organism in Eukaryota, Metazoa, Arthropoda, Arachnida, Ixodida, Ixodidae. The record is from RefSeq and is a predicted model, not a curated record. Gene Ontology annotation, cellular component: nucleus. Gene Ontology annotation, biological process: regulation of transcription by RNA polymerase II; sex differentiation.
AUGAGCACCAGUAGCGGCGGGUCUUCGGGCCUGGGCCAGCCGGCUACGGUGGCCGCUGCGGGCCUGCUCGGACUGCGUGUCGGGGUCGCGGGUUCGGCUGCGGCUGCGGCGGGUCUCCCCAUUGCGGAGCGGUACCAGAGGACGCCCAAGUGCGCCCGUUGUCGCAACCACGGGGUCGUGUCGGCGUUGAAGGGGCACAAGCGCUACUGCCGCUGGCGGGACUGCGCCUGUGCGAAGUGCACCCUGAUCGCCGAGAGACAGCGGGUGAUGGCGGCACAGGUAGCCCUCCGGAGACAGCAAGCGCAGGAGGAGAACGAGGCCCGCGAGCUGAGCCUGCUGUACGGAUGCCACGACGGGCUGCUGGCCAUGCACCGCGCCGGUUACACCUUCUCGGCGGCCAUGGCACAGCUGCUGGCCAGGGAUGCCGCGGCCGCGGCGGCUGCCGCCGCGGUUGCCGCUGGAGGAGGGUCGCCCUCGCCGACGGCCACGACGACGUCGUCCACGUCGUCACCACCGCACGGCGGUGGACGCCUGGCUGCAGCCACCGCGCCGCCUGCCGUUGCCGCUACCGCAGCGCCAGACUGGAAGCGAGGCGGCGGCAGCGGCGGGCCCCCGUCGGACGCCUCUUCGUCGGAGGAGCCGAGCGGGAGCAGCGGCAGUCCGGCACCGGCCUCGUCGGCCACCGAGGACGGGGCACGCUGUGACGACAGCGACCGGUCGCCCUCGCCCGACCAGCCGUUGGCGCUGGACACGCGCUCGUCACAGCGUCGGUCGCCGCUGGACACUCUGGCCAGGCUGUUCCCAACCAGGCCACAGUCGACCCUGGCCGCCGUGCUGGACCGCUGCGGGGGCGACGUCCUCCAGGCGCUCGACCACCUCCUGCUGCAAGAGCCGCCGCCGCCGCCCCUGGACUACCGGCGGCAUCCGCCGCCUCCUCCGCCCCCUCCGGUGACGGCGGCGGCGACCCUGCUCGGGGCCGUGCCCGCUUACCCGGGCCUGUUCCCGCCGCCUCCGCCUCCACCGGCCUCCUCGGCAGCGGCGGCGGCCGAGCACGCCAAGCGAAUGGCCGCCCUCUGGUCCCCUCAGCAGGCCGGCGACCACCACAAGAGCGCAGCAGACUGAGCACUCCUCUCGCCCUCACUGGGACUCCCAAAAACGAAGACGGCUCUUUCAAUUUUUUCGCCGUCUCGUCUCCGCCGCACCGUUGCAGUAUUGCCACACCACCGUGCCCCUCCGCGGCCUGUGCCUCCUUGUUUUUUUCGUGAGAGAGAGGCCGCUUUUUUUUCCUCCUCGUGCGCUUGCGAGUCCGUUUUUACGCCAAGCCUGUAUAGAAACGCUGGCUUCACUGCGAUGCUCGACUUGCGCUGUGGUGAUUGACUGAAGCUAUGAACAUAGGCGUGCGCAGGGCGCGCCAUAAGGGGGGAACCACCUUCAGCCUCCGUGACCCCCCCCCCCCCUUUCCCACUCCGCCUCGCUUGCUGAGGCCGAAAGGAAAUCAGUUUCGCAAUGGAGACAAAAAUGAAAAUGAAGUAUUGGCGUGCUGCUUACGACGGCCUACCUAUGCCCCCCGUUUUUCUAUGGGUAAAAUUUGGGAGUAAACAGUUCUUUCAAUGCAACACCUGGGGUCCUCUGCUGGCAUUGGCAUUAUUGUCAAAAAACUGCAUGACCACAACCCUGCACCUUUAAACAAUGACAGGACAGGUUCGCUGAGUAAAGCUAUGGGGCAGAGUCGGUGGCCCUCUUAGAUUAUCAGCGGGAGGUGUACUCCCCUUCUGUCCACCUGUGCGCACGCCUAUAUUCCUGCGGACGUAUACACGGGGCACAUCAGUACUAGUCGCGUGUGGCAGUGAAGCCAACAGUUAUUUAUAACGGAACCUGCGUGAAAGGCGCCAGUGGUGCUUAAGGCCGCUUGGGCUUUGGUCCGGCUAUCCGUCGGUCGCACGAACUCGUCGAAUCCCGGCUGCCUCCAAGGCACGACGACAUCGCGCAGCAGGGAACGCCGGGACGACAAACGUUAUCCACGAAACAUGGCUGACCGAUAAUACUGCGCCGGCGUGGUCGUGCCUGAGAUAGAGACACAGUAUUGGUGGAGGCGUACACGUAAUAAGCGAGCGCGGGAGCCUUUGACUUCGAAGGUGCUCCAGGCUCCCAGGAAUGGCUUUUCACAGUCUUCGAUAAGACCGUCUCAGUAUUGCCCGCCGUUUUGUUUUUCCGCCGCAGGGGCCUGUGUUAGGACAGUGUGUCGUAUGUGGGACUUGAGCCGGGGCUUCGGCAACGCGCUGCGCAACAAUAAUAAAGCGCUGCUGGUUGACAGAAUGUGAUAUGACAGGCUGUGGUCGCGUAACAGGCAGUGAGACGUUACAGUUAGUUGCGUCAGAGCAGUAUACGCUGCUCUUGAUUAGGCGAGGAGACGUUCUAGGUGUUCACCACAGCUUAAAGUUCCAGGUAACUUCAGAUCAUCUUUGAGGUCAGCACUUAUCUCACUGCGCUCGUAAGUGCAAGUCAUAAUGAUCUGUCCACGUAUACAGUCCUCGACGCGACCUCACUGAAUACGUUGGGCACGCUGCAAGUGACGUCACUUGAGGGAGGUGUGUGUGCAUGGUCUAAUAACUUUUAAUGCAAAAUGAAGCCUGUAAAAGUAUUGCUUCAGUUAGCGCAUGCACGUAAUUGGCAGAAAGGUUCUGCCGUUACUGCGUAGAAGGAACUGAACAGUUUCAAUACGCGUUCACAUUAAGUGUGAGGGCGACUUUACAUUUUUAGUUCGACACCCCGCGUUUAGUGUAGGUAAUUCACCAUUGACGCUUGAUGCUGGAGCCUGUAUUAUCGCUGCGCAACUCGAGCGAAGUAUUAUCGAUAUACUAACUACAGUAUAGUGAUCUUUGAACAACGAGCGCCUGAUGGGUGUUUGAAUGAGAGAGCACAGCGCGGAGCGUGUUGGGCGAAUUCAUGCGCGCCACUUGUGUAGCUCUUUAACUUGGAAGGCUCAUUUUAUUAUAUACGCUUGUUCCGGUACCAUACGCACUGAAUUCAUAUAAUGUAUUCGUGCCAUGCGAAAAGCGGCGCGAACCGCGGCGCAUAUGACGUCAGGGUGACGUCACGGAGUUAACAGUAUUUUCCUCUAUGUGCAAGACAAGCGCACGUUACGUGCAUAGCCUUACUAUACACGAAAACGUUCGAGCGUAGGGUACGAUUCUAUUUGAUUCACCAAGAGCUUAGCUCUCCGGCGAUACACACACCAUCAAAAUCUCUGACUUCACAAGAACUCUGCGUGUGAAGCUUGAGACUGCGUUUUCACAUGCGUGUCAUUUUGGCGUCACCUAUGGUGAUAUUGGAGCCCAAAGACGCAUUGAGAUCUCACGGAUGCUUAAGACCAGCGUUUAACUGAACUUGCGGAGAAGCGCAGUUCUUAGCUGAACUUUUGAACAUUCAUGUGUUGCCGGUGACGUGCAUGUCCUGUUCGUCGUGAACUCGUGCUUUGUUAGGGUCGGUACAGCUGCGUAGGUGUGAUUUCACACUCCCCGGACUGCCUUUGCUUUUUGGUGCUCGAAAAAAAUUGUGCCUAUACAAUACGGGCAGGAGACAGAACAACGACUUUCGGGCCUAAGAACGCGAGGCUUGCAAUUGCAAUAACAUUUUUUCCUACCCACGUCUCAGCCUUCGUACCAAAGGCUCUACCACUAAGGUAUCGAGGCGCGAAUGUUCCCGGUUCAACGCAAAGGCGCAUAGAAUUGCAGCUGUCUUAAACCGUCCCGCUUGUAAAAAGCUUAAAAGAAAGCUUAUAGGAAAGCAGAUUUGGUUCCAGCCGCCCGUGUGACCAUGUGGUUGAUACUUGUUGAUCGUAGAGGGUCGCACCCGCCUGCGGGCCGCCCGAGCGCUUCCGCAGAAGGGGAUGUGAUUACGGAACGCCGGUAUGGUAUCAUUGUAGAACAACGUAGGUUCAACGAAUGCAAGCGUUCGAACCAGAGCUCGUCAGUUGCACCAGUUCCGAGACUCACAGCAGCCUCCUUGUUUCGAAAUCGAGAUACAGUGAUUGGCUAACAGCAUGGGGCUGUGCGACUUUCACGCCAUCUCUGGGCACACCGCUGUAUCCCAACCCCGCAGAAAUAACAGGCGUAUCUUUUCGAGCAAACUGAUGAAGGCAUAAUGCCUCGACACAAACUGCAUUAAGUAGUACCCUUUGCAUAGCCAGAUUAACCAUUUGAAACAAUCUUUGGUGAUUGGUGACGACGAGCUUUACCGUGUCGCUCAUAGGUGGCGUCUCAAUUAACACCGUAUUAAAGAGCUUGGUGGCGCUAGCCGCCGCCUCGAUUAAGAGGAGAUACUUCUAUCAUCCAUCCAUCCAUCCAUAGUAAGUACACCCGGGCUCAUCGGGAAAUUGAAGCGGCCUGAGCUUCGAAAACUGUUGCGAUUGAGUGACUCUGGUUCAAAACAGUGCUGCACCGUACUCGCAGACGACACACUGUCCUGAUCUGUAGUCUCCGCGUGUAUCGAAUGGGUUGUAACGGCGGACGAAACGCGUGCUACGCGAACGACUAGCGACGAAUCUACUCUGUACGCUUAUAUGUGAAAAAAUGAAGUGUUAUUAUACAUACGAACACGUAACACACGCAUCAAAGAAACACGAAUGAAACACACCUGGACAAAAAAACGUGCAAAUAAAUUUC